AUGCCUUCCUUCCCUCAGGACCCUCUGCUAGUCAAGCUGCUCAACGCCGCUAGAGCAGCACCCCAAUCUCGAAUCAUCAUCUACGACCUGUACGGUUUACAGAAGACAUACCCGGAGCUGCUUGCCGAUAUCUUGUAUACGAGAAGCCAGCUUGAAUCGAUCCUCCCUGUGACAUUCUUCAACGAAAAGGGACUGCUCAACGACGAUCACCUCUAUCAGACAGCCUGUACCAAGACUGGCUACGAGUUUGCGGUCGCAUUUUUUGCGAUUCGGGCACUUGGCGGCACAUUCGUUCCUCUGGAUGCUGCCGCCUCGCUCGAGCGCAGAGCGGACACACUUACCAAGGUCAACUCUAACUGUAUCCUCGCUGAUCGUGGCAGCGUCGCAGACGUGGAGAAAAUCAUUCAUCAUGUUCAGAGUAGCAGCGGAAAGUCACUGCGUAUCGUGCCGAUUUCCUUCAAUCAGCCAGGAGUAUUUCUUGACAGCAUAUCCAUCAGCCAAGGAACGGAGUUGGACCCUGACGGACCAGGCUUUGUCGUUUUCACCUCUGGAACCACCGGAUACUCCAAAGGCGUAGUCCUUCGCCGAUACUGUUUUGCUGCCGGCCCUCUCGAGCAGGGCGAAAGUGCUGUCGUCAACUACAAUGCUAGUCACUGGCUUGGAGGCACUAAAAACAUCAUUGACGGUCUCUUGACCUGCAAAACAGUAUUCGCUCUUAAUACGCCCGCUUCCUCGGCCGACGUUUUUGACAAGUUCAAGAACCAUCAUAUUACACACUUUGUGUUCAACCCUGCACUGCUGCGUGGUAUACGGCAGUUGCUCCUUGAAGAAAACGGGGAUUUCACACCAGAGAAGAAGAAGGACUUUUCAAAAUACUUUGGCGGUAUUACCUAUUUCCUCAGCAUUGGCGGCUUGGUUGACCAGGACACAGUGGACUUUUGGACAGAGGUCCUUGGAUGCCCUUUCCAGAACAGGUAUGGCUCAACCGAGCUUGGGGGAUUGCCGACUCUAGGAAUAUCUAAUAUCAAGGGAUCCUUGGGCAAGAUUGCUCCCGGAGUCGAGGUGAAGCUCUCCGAGGGAACACAUGGCCGACUUUUUAUCAAGAGCCCUGACAGAUUUCUCUGCUACUUGGGCGACCAAGAAAAGACAAAGGCAGCCUUUGAUGAUGAGGGCUUCUACAAGACGGGCGACAUUGCCGAGCUAGUCGGAGACGAGCUCAUUUUCCAUGGCCGCGAGCGAGAUGACUAUAUCAUACGUGGCAAUUCCAUAAUCUCGGCGGUCGAGGUGGAGCGCGCGCUGAUGGCACUUGGGUACUUUGAAGAGGCUACUGUCGUCGCAGUACCAGUGUCUGAAUCAAUUCAGCUCUGUGGAGCUAUUGUGCGCCCCAAGCAGAGUCACAGAGCUGGAUUGAGCAUUUCCCGAGUACGAUCGGACCUCGCGACCAAGCUGGAGGAAGCGAAGCGUCCCGUGGUAAUGCGGAUCCUCGGGCAGGACGAGGAACUGCCGAUGACGGCCACUGGAAAGCCUGUCAAGAGACAGGUCAUUGAGGACUUUUUUUACGAUGGAGACUGCGGAAGAGAUUGGUUCACGCCAGAGACACCACCCCCCAGUGUCCAAUGCGAGGGAAUCAUCGCGACUGCAUAG
Messenger RNA from Beauveria bassiana ARSEF 2860, 1644 nucleotides. Its product is annotated as adenylate-forming enzyme AfeA. The record is from RefSeq and is a predicted model, not a curated record. The transcript has 5 exons. The coding region runs from base 1 to 1644 and encodes 547 amino acids. Lineage: Eukaryota; Fungi; Ascomycota; Sordariomycetes; Hypocreales; Cordycipitaceae. Gene Ontology annotation, biological process: fatty acid metabolic process. Gene Ontology annotation, molecular function: medium-chain fatty acid-CoA ligase activity.